Molecule: messenger RNA, 840 nt
Organism: Sitophilus oryzae (rice weevil)
Lineage: Eukaryota; Metazoa; Arthropoda; Insecta; Coleoptera; Curculionidae
Product: piggyBac transposable element-derived protein 3-like
Exons: 2
Coding region: 1-840 (279 amino acids)
Molecular function (GO): sequence-specific DNA binding
Source: RefSeq, a predicted model, not a curated record
AUGUUAAAACCAUUAACUCUAAAUGAGUUGUUGGAAGAGGUUGAAAGACUUGAUGAUGAUAGUACGUUUCCCGACGCAAUUGUAGUUUUACCACCAACAAACGCUAAUGGGUAUGUUACAGAUGAGGACUCUGGUGAUGAAGAAAAUGUUACAAUGGAUAAUCUUCCAGGUAGUUUACUAAAUUCUGAGGCUGAACCUGUUUUCGAGACAAAUUGUGAUGUCAUAGAUGAGGGUGAUGAUGAAGAUAUAUACAAAUAUACAAAUAUGUAUGCCAUACAACAUAAUAGAACUGGUGAUGUAUCUAAAGACGAGAUGAAAUGUUUCUUUGGGGUUUUCAUUUACAGUGGUUAUUGUGCUGUAGCAAGAAGACCUCUAUACUGGGAAAACAGCUCUGAUGGAAAUCAUAAUAUCAUAUGCGAAGCUAUUUCAAGAAACCGCUUUAAUUUUAUUUUGCAAAAUUUACAUUGUAACAACAACCUCAGUUUGGAUUUGGAUAAUAAGUUCUCAAAAAUUGUACCUUUUCUUAAACAUCUGAGUAAAAAUUUUUUGGAAUUUGCCCCAGUUAAACAAAAUCAUAGUAUAGACGAGUCGAUGAUACCGUACUUUGGACGUCACAGCCCGAAACAAUUCAUUAGGGGCAAACCAAUUAGAUGGGGCUACAAGUUUUGGAUGGGGACAGACCACAGGGGUUACAUCGAGUGGUUUGAACCCUAUCAAGGCUCUACGACAAAACUAGAUGAACGAUACAAGGACUUAGGUUUGGGGGCGAACGUAGUUUUAACUUUUGCUGACAAAAUCACAUCAGAGAAAGGUCGUUUACCAUUUCAUCUUUUUUUUUGA